This is a messenger RNA of Emiliania huxleyi CCMP1516, 1164 nucleotides long. RefSeq names its product mitochondrial ribosomal protein L3. Gene Ontology annotation, molecular function: structural constituent of ribosome. Gene Ontology annotation, cellular component: mitochondrial large ribosomal subunit; ribosome. The transcript is spliced from 7 exons. The coding region runs from base 26 to 874 and encodes 282 amino acids. The record is from RefSeq and is a predicted model, not a curated record. Gene Ontology annotation, biological process: translation. Lineage: Eukaryota; Haptophyta; Isochrysidales; Noelaerhabdaceae.
GCCACAACACGACGCCACCAGAGCCAUGGCCUCAUUACGUCUCCUGAGGCGCGGCUUCUGCACGGCGCCCGCAGGCUUCGCUCAGCCGAGCCGCGUGUGGGGGAAGAGCAGCCUGCGGUGUGGUGCGUUGGGCAUGAAGUGUGGGAUGACGCAGGCGUGGCAGCCCGACGGCAAGGUGGUGCCGCUCACCAUCAUCGAGGUGCAGGACGUGCAGGUGGUGCAGGCAAAGCGCGUGCCGACCUCAGAGGGAGAGGGGCUCAACCUGCAGCUGGGCAGCGGCUGGCAGAAGCGGAAGCGGCUCAACCGGCCCGACGCCGGCCAGUUCGAGUCGCGCGGCCUGCCCCUCAAGCGCUACUUGCGCGAGUUCCGCGUCUCUGAGGAUGCGCAGCUGCCAGUCGGCACGACCAUCUGCGCGCGCCACUUUGUGCCCGGCCAGUUCGUGGACGUGCAGGGGACGAGCAAGGGGAAGGGGUUCGAAGGCGUGAUGCGCCGGUACGGCUUUGCAGGGCAGCCGCGCUCGCACGGCCACUCCCUCUCUCACCGCAGCGGAGGCUCGCUCGGCGGCGCCGCGGGCUCGCUGUACGCCACGCGCGUCAUGCCCGGCAAAAAGAUGCCCGGCCGGAUGGGGGGCAAGGUGCGGACGGCGCACUCGCUGCUGGUCUACCGCGUGGACGCGGAGCACGGGCUGGUCUACCUGAAGGGCACGAUCCCAGGCGGCAAGGGGUCGCUUGUCCGGCUCAAGGACGCGACGCGCAAGCGGAUGGACACCUCCGGCAGAGGGCACCACCGCCUCCCUCCCUUCCCCACCUGGCUGCCGGGCGACGACGAGACAGGUGGCGAUGUGACCGAGGCGCCGCUCGCGCGUCCUUUGUGAUACAACACUGCGUCUCGGAGCAUGCAGGAAGGAGACGAGAGAUGCCGUAUCCUGGCCUCGUCGUGUGGAAUCCUCGUGUGGAAUCCCACUCUCUCUUGACGCGUUGCGGCCGCAAGCCGCACCACGCGCGCGGGUGGCAAGCUGGUGGCGAGCUCGAGCGAGCCGGCGGCGCAAUUGUGUCGUACAUGUACAGUGCGCGGCUGCAAAACAGUAGGAAACUAGGGUCUUGCCUCUUGCUCUCGUUUGUUCUCGCGGGUCCUCGCUCUCUAUAAUAUAUGUAGCUCUUGUGA